Molecule: messenger RNA, 1647 nt
Organism: Periconia digitata
Lineage: Eukaryota; Fungi; Ascomycota; Dothideomycetes; Pleosporales; Periconiaceae
Source: the annotation of a GenBank genome assembly
CGUACCAUUUCCUUCCACAAUUGAAGUCGAGACGCUCAGCCAAUUCUGCCGGUGACCCUCUACGAAGAGAAUCUGGCGUCGAACCACAUUACCGUGAUCUGGGGCUGUUGCAGUUGAUACGCGAUGGCAAGAGAAGCAAAAGUCAGACGGUCGAGAUCUGAGUCUGGGGACCCUGACCCGAGAUUGAAGAAGCCGAGAGCGCCGAAGCCGAACCGGGACCGGGGCGUGCCCGAAGCCGAAGCCAAGCCCGCCGUCACCCUCUGCAUCCCAUCACACGGUUUCGAUGGCUGUCAUAGUAUAGAUACUAUAGAUAGUAUAGAGCCGCCUAUACGCCAUGCUACAAAUGCUACAAGGGCCAUCGUUUCGCCCCAGAACCCCGGCUGGAGAUUACCAGUAGCGCCGAAGACCGUCCAGGCACGAGGGCAAAAUCCAACCCCUUCCACUACGCGCAGCGUUGCAAGGCCCAAGGUGCCGCGCAAGUACAUCCGAGAGGGCGAUGACGAUGACCAUCACAAGGAUGAGCAAGGGGGCUCUGAUCCUCACUGUAGUAGGCUCGAGGCCAACACUCUCUUGGUCAGCGAUAUCCCAGCUGUCAUAAAAUUCUACCACACCCGCUUCAAGGAGCUCACCAUGAAGCCACUUCGACAAAUCGUGACCGCCUGGGUCAAACGAUUGGAACCAUCCCGGAACCGCGAUUAUGGUCCGUAUGACAAAACAGUUACUCCUGCCACAGCAAAAUCCGGCACUUGCCCGCCCUGGUGGCCAAAGAAUACACCAUACACGGAGCCCUCUCAUCUGAAAUCAAACCAUCUCAUACCUUUGGCAAUCGAGAUCAUGAUGGUGCAUCGUGACGUAGAUGAGAAGAAGCGCACGCAAUCAUGGAUGGAGAAUCUCGAAAAAGAUGCCAUCUAUCAUAUCGACACUACUCCUGACGACUCUUUCUCUUCAUCCAAGGAAGCAGCAUACCACAAGUGUAUGAAAGAACGGGCCACACAAAUCAUAACUAAUCUUUUCAGCAUCGCCAAAUCCCACGAGGCCUAUAUCCUUACCGAGGGCUGUGGUUCGGAUAACAAGGUUACUUGGUACUAUGUUCCCAAACCCCAACGUCUGACGAAUCGUAAACGAAAGCGAGCGCAGUCGAUGCAAGAUGCUACCCGGAGUGACACAGAACCCGACGACGUGACCUCUUAUACGCAAUCUUUUCGGUCGAUGGACAGCAACUAUAACACACGAGAAGUUUCGCCUGAGCAAGAUUUCAUUCCUCCAAAAGCUGUCGAUUCCGUCUACCCGGGAAUGUGCCAUACCAGUUUUGCUGGGGCUUUGCCGUCUUAUUAUACUCCCCCUGUAAAUUACCUGCCUUCAGCCAACAAUGCAGAUGACCACUGCAAAAAUAUAAUACCCGCUGGUACAACGGAAUUUCCCAGCGUCAACAACAUCUACCCGACUAAUAGUUACGUAUAUCAACCCUCGGACCCCGCUUUCGUGGGCGGAGUACCAUACUACUUUGAUCCAAACACCGGCAUGUAUUCGUGGAAUUUGGAUAUGUAUACAGCACCGAGCACGCAACCAUUUCCAGGGGUUCAAGCCCUACCCCUGUCCGGCCAGAGAGACAAGUAUGAUCUCACGGGCUAUCCACAUGGGUUGUAA